UAUAAUGUAUGUAUAUACUCUCCCUCUGUCUCACUCUAGAUUGAAACUGCAGAAUGGCAAAAUUAGGACUUCUUGCUAUUCCAAUCGGUCUGGAUCUCUUAGGCGUUCCGUAAAGAUCCCUAGUUCUACAUCUAAAUCAUGGGAGUUGACUUUUAUUAUGUUGACAGUAUCGGAUGGUGGCAGAGCCAAUUUUACUUGUAUCUCAGCCCAACAGCCUGGGUUGAAGGAUGAAGAUGAUACUCCUCGUAACAAUCUAAAGAAAGCUCUCGACAGUGCUCCUCCUUCCAGAGACUUUAGAGGAGUUCUUAAGGAAAUUGUACGGAACAAAUAUUUAGAGGUUGCCCAGAUGAAGGAGAACAAUUCGAUAUUUUCACUAAAGAAAGCUCUCGACAAUGCUCCUCCUUCCAGAGACUUUAGAGGAGCUCUUAAGGUCUCAUAUAUACGAACAGGAUCACCUGGUUUAAUUGCUGAAGUGAAAAAGGCUUCACCUAGUAGAGGAGUUUUAAGGGAAGAUUUUCAUGCUGUUGAAAUUGCAAAAGCUUAUGAGAGCGGUGGAGCAGCAUGCCUCAGUGUUUUAACCGAUGAAGAAUAUUUUCAGGGAAGCUUUGAGAAUCUAGAGGAUAUACGGAAUUCUGGAGUCAAGUGCCCUCUUUUGUGCAAAGAUUUCAUUGUGGAUGUAGUGCAACUCUACUAUGCUCGAAUAAAGGGCGCCGAUGCUGUUCUGUUGAUUGCAGCUAUUUUACCGGAUAUUGACAUCAAACGUAUGCUGAAGAUUUGCAAAAAGAUUGGAUUGGCGGCACUCGUUGAGGUACACGAUGAGAAUGAAAUGGACCGCAUGCUAGGAAUUGAUGGAAUUGAACUUCUUGGCAUCAACAAUCGUGACCUUGAAACAUUUGAAGUGGAUAUCAGUAUCACAAAGAAGUUGCUUGAAGGUGAGCGAGGAGAGAAGAUCCAGCAGAAAGGCAUAAUCGUGGUUGGGGAGUCUGGAUUGUUCACUCCUGAUGACAUUGCCUAUGUUCAAGAAGCUGGCGUGAAAGCUAUAUUGGUCGGGGAGUCGAUUGUGAAGCCGAAAGAUCCGAUACAAGGAAUUAGAAAGCUUUUUGGAAAAGAUAUAUCAGCUUAAGGUAAUCGGGAGAAAUUGGAGAUGCAGCAGGACUUUUGAUCAAACUUCUAAGAACCUGUUAUCCGUAAAAUAAAGUACAACUGGAUCUUGUUUUGUAUUACUACUUAAAACAUCAAGGCUGGUUGGUUUGCUUCGGUUCUAACACCAACCAUAAACUAAGUUCAACGACCAGGUGACCGAUGGGGCGUGGCGACAAUGAAGAUUGAUAACUUGUGUUCUCUCUCCAAGAGGUCUGAGGUGGCUACUGGUGUUAUUCUGUAAGUGGUUUGUGUUGGUCAACUGGGGUGGCCAUCGGCGUGGUUUGGAUUUGCUGUUGGCUUCCCGUUGUGUUCAUCGACUUUGGCUUAUUCAAGGAUAUUUGGUAUUUCAGGCAUGGCCUGGAUUUGUUUGGAAAUUACAGUUGCAAAUUUGAUUA
Molecule: messenger RNA, 1538 nt
Organism: Cynara cardunculus var. scolymus (artichoke)
Lineage: Eukaryota; Viridiplantae; Streptophyta; Magnoliopsida; Asterales; Asteraceae
Product: indole-3-glycerol phosphate synthase, chloroplastic-like
Exons: 10
Coding region: 5-1123 (372 amino acids)
Biological process (GO): L-tryptophan biosynthetic process
Molecular function (GO): phosphoribosylanthranilate isomerase activity; indole-3-glycerol-phosphate synthase activity
Source: RefSeq, a predicted model, not a curated record